Messenger RNA from Symbiodinium necroappetens, 1027 nucleotides. The record is from the annotation of a GenBank genome assembly. NCBI's taxonomy places the organism in Eukaryota, Dinophyceae, Suessiales, Symbiodiniaceae.
AUGACUGUGGGCAAUAAGCCUGAUGCCCGCAUGUCCGUGGCCCGGCUGUUGCUCUGCUGCUGGGGCAUGGCUCGAGGAGAGUGGAGUCGUGUGACGGACUUGACGGACGCCGGCCUUGUCCGCCCCGCAGCACGGUCCGAGCACAUUGGAGCCUGGGAUGAAGCGAGGCAGGUGCUGUUGAUCCACGGAGGAAGCAACCUCGAAGGCGACUUGUGGGCUUUCGACGCCACAUCCGAAGCAUGGACCCGCACGGUGACGGCCGUGGCGCCGGCAGCUCGCGCUGCACAUGCGGCGGGCUGGGAUCCGGCCAGUCAAGCACUUUGGGUGCAUGGUGGGUACAACAGCCAAACUUUAGCUUGGUUUCGAGAUGGAUGGAGACUCCAAUCCGGUGCGUGGACACUCGAGUUUGAUGAUGCUGGGCCUUCCGGAAGGGAGGCACACGUUGCUGUCUGGGAUGAAAGCACCGCUGCACUUUGGGUACACGGUGGUUGGACCGGUACGCGCCACCUGUCGGACUUGUGGAGGUACAACUCCAAUGCCCACGGAUGGCAGGAGUUGGUACCAGCACCCGGCGGCACACCGUCAGGGCGCUCAUCUCAUGUGGCAGUCUGGGAUAGCACAGCACAUGCGAUGUGGCUGCAUGGUGGCUACGGUGAUGCUCUGCUGGCAGAUCUCUGGACCCUACGUGCAGCCACGCUCACUUGGACAGAAGUGUCUUUCUCUGGAGGGCCUUCGCCGAGGUCGGGCCAUACGGCAGUAUGGGAUGCCAGCAGCCGUUUGCUUUGGCUGCACGGUGGGAAUGAUGGCUUCCUCAGACGUGACCUCUGGCGAUACGAUUCCAUGGAAAACGUGUGGAGCCUCGGCCAUCAGUGCUCUGUGACAGAAAGGGAAGAUGCCGGAGAAGUCUCCAAGCUCCCGUAUUUGCCCGGCUGGGGCUGGGCCCAUGCAGAUCACCAUGUGCUCCGCUGGUGCUCCACGGGUCAGUCCGAGGGUGUGGUUGCUGCCACGGUCGCCUUUGCCGCAAUCU